GUUCACUCCGAGAAUGUCGUUCAUGGAGACCUCCAUCCUGGGAAUGUACUCAUAGAUGGUUCAGGGCAUCCACAUCUCACAGAUUUUGGUCUCGCAACAGUCGCAGGGGACGCAGAGUUACAGUUGUCCAUAACGACCGCAUCCCGCGUCUUGGAUCCUCGAUGGCGUGCGCCUGAAGUCAUUGGAAUCGAAUGUGAUCCUGGACGACCGACUAUCAAGAGUGAUGUAUAUUCUUUUGGUGGUGUCAUGUUCUUUGUGCGAUUUCUGUGUUUUUCGGCAGUUCUAUUCUAA
This is a messenger RNA of Suillus clintonianus, 291 nucleotides long. Its product is annotated as kinase-like domain-containing protein. The transcript is spliced from 2 exons. NCBI's taxonomy places the organism in Eukaryota, Fungi, Basidiomycota, Agaricomycetes, Boletales, Suillaceae. Gene Ontology annotation, biological process: protein phosphorylation; signal transduction. Gene Ontology annotation, cellular component: cytoplasm. The record is from RefSeq and is a predicted model, not a curated record. Gene Ontology annotation, molecular function: ATP binding; protein kinase activity. The annotation marks the transcript as partial.